CAAUAAGUUGAAGCAUGCAUUAUCUGUUCAACUGGUUUUAAUUGUUACCCGCACUAAAUUUAUUCGUUAAUCUAAUUAUACAUAAAAUUAUUAUAUUAUUCUAGUGUACCUAUAUUUUUUUAUUCUGUCAAAAACAAUUGUAUUUUAUACGUCUACACUAGCAAUUUUUUAAUCGUGCUAAAAUAUAACCAUUGUGCAGAUUUUUUUUCUAACUUUUCCCACGUUUCGAAGCUUUCUUAACGUACAAAAGAAUUGACCAUGAGUAGCGGCAAUUACUACAAUGCCCCGCAGCGGACCAUCCCAGAUUUGGUGGCCAGUCUGGCCUCCGAGAAUGCUAACAAGCAGCACCAUGGCCGGCACUACGGUGGCAACCACGGCAACCAGGGCUACAACGUUAAAUACUAUAACAAUUACCAGACACCGUACGUUCCGCAGAUGUAUGGCAAUUUUUACCAGAAGCAACGUUACGCGCCCUACCCGAACCGUAACCACGGUCACAAUCAACCGUUGCCUCCAUCGACCACAGCGUCAUCGUCGUCGUCGGCCUCCAAUCAGAGUAACCUGUUCCAGCAGUCUUCCUCGGCUAAUGUCAGCUACGGAAAUGCCAAUAAGUCACUGAACUCGUCGCUGAACAGUACCGGCUCGGACUCUGGCAAGAACUCGACCUUCUACAGUACCAGCAGUUCAAACACCAGCUCCGGUGCCAUCUCAAGCAACACAAGCCAGUGCAGCAACAGCAGCGCCAGUGGCGGAACCGGAAGUGGGCUGAACAGUUCGUACCAGCAGGGCAACGGGAUGGCUUCGACCGGCGGGGACCAGAAGGAGAUGGUCGUACUGCAGAUCGGGAAUCUCGACCCGUCCAUCGACGAGCACAAGAUGCACCAGUAUCUGCUGUGUCAGCUCAAGUCCAUCACGCCGGUCAUCUCGUUGGUCAUCGAAAGUCCUUCGCUGGCGAAGGUCAAGGUGCCCUCAACGCAGUUUGCCAAGUUGGUCGUUGCGAAUCUACACCGCAAGAAGAUUGGCCACAAGCGCAUGGUCGUGUCCUACAUCAAGGACCCCUCGUCGGCCGAAUCGUCAGCGCUGCGCUGCCAGGUGGCCGGUCUGCUCAAGGACGUGCCCUACUACAGCCUGCCGAUCAACAAGUUCCGUGAGCUGUUCCAAUCGCGCUUCAAGUCGUCGAUCAGCGUGCUGGACCUGUACCGCAUGCCGGACGUGUGCACGAUCACGCUGGACAAGAAUGAGGAGAAGUACAUCUGCCUGCAGCCGGACGUGAUCAACACACUGCAGAGCAAUCCGUUGGUCGAGUCGUCGCAGCACAGCGUUCCGUACUGCAUCUACCACUUCAAGCAGGAAAAGGAGAAGGGCUGGGCCGAACAGGAGAUCGAACCGCUGCCCAACGUGAUGAUGAGCAUCAGUCAGCUGCAGUCGUUGAUCUACUCGCUGCUCAAAACCCACAAGGACGACAUUCCGGUGGCCAGUAUCCUGUACUGCGUGGCAAACGAGCUGCAGAUUAAGAUCGUUCCGAACGAUAACGGAGUUCCGCUGGAGCACCUGCUGUGCUGCAUCCGCGGUGUGCAGAUCACCAACAAUAACUUUGGGAUCAAGGUUAUGACCUGGUUGGAUCACGAGCUCAACUCGACCAAGGAUAAUGAUGAUGCCUCAUCGGUGAACUUGCGCUACAUGCCCAAGGGCCCGAACAGCGACUUCCUGCAGCAGAUCUCGCGCGAGGUGGUCGAACUGAUCAAGAUGUCACCCAAGUCGACGAUGAAGUUCACGCGCUUCAUUCCGGCCUAUCACAAUCACUUUGGUAAGCAGUGUCGGGUCGCCGACUACGGCUACACCCGCCUGAUCGAGCUGUUUGAGGCACUCGCGCCGGUGGUCCAGGUCAUGGGUGAUGGUGAAAAUCGCCAGAUUACGCUGACUCAUCGGACCCAGAUUCGUCGAUUCACAAGCGACCUGCUGAAGAUUUUGCGCGGCCAGGCAAACAAGUCGAUUCUGUUGUCCCAGCUGCCACUCAUCUUCUCGCAGGCCCAAAACCGACUGUUUGACGUGACGGACUAUGGUGUGUGCGACAUUUUUGACAUCAUUGACGGGCUGGUGUACAACAACUCGAUCGUCACGAAGGUGUACAAUGAUACGGACGUGUUGAUUUCGAUCGUCAAACGGAAGCAAACUGCGACUGAGCUGGAGAAGACGUGCAUAUUCGCGGGCGAGGUCGUUGAGCUGUUCAAGAAUGCGCCCCAGUACUCGAUCCUGUUCAAGAAGUUUGUCCGAUCGUACCAUUAUCACUUUGGGUACCAGUGCCGGCUGAGUGACUAUGGAUUGAUGAAGUUGGCCGAUCUGCUGGAGGCCAUCUCGGGGAUCGUUGAGAUGGAGCAAACCAACGAUGAGGAUCGUAAAAUCUUCCUCAACCACAAGGUGGCGGUGCGCAUCUUUGCCGAGCAGAUCCAGGACAUCAUCAAGCACUUCACCGGAAACAGCAUUUCGAUGAUUCGGCUGAGCGAGAUUCUGAACUUCCACAAGAACAAGUUUGGCUAUCAGCUGCAACCGUGCUGUCUGGGCUUCUCCAACAUGUUGGACGCGAUAAAGGCGCUACCGUACAUCGAACUGUUUGACUCGGGCAACGAUUUUAUGGUCAUUUCGCACAUGGAGAAUCCCGUGUUCCGGAUGCGGUGCUACGCCGCGUGCAUUUGCGUCUUGGAAUCGCAAAAGGAUCGUAUACCGCUGACGGACUUUCUCCGCUGCUACCUGGCCAAGUUCAAGGAGAACAUUACCGAGAAGCAGAUUUUCGACAUGAAGCACGCCAUAACGAUUGAGCUCGAUAAGGGAACUCAAACUGUGGCGAUGACACCACUGAUGAGAUUCGUCGUUCGCAUCGUACAGGUGCUCAAGCAGCGAAGUCCGAUCAGUUUGUUCGAUUUGAAGAGUACGCUCAAGAUGUCGCUAUGCACGUGUUUCGAGUAUGGAUAUCCCAACAUUUCCUCACUAAUCGGCGCUUUUCCGGACAUUUUCGUCAGCAACAAUUACCUCCACGAGCGGGCCGAUAUUGAGCUGAACCGUGACUGCAUUUUGUGCAAAGCUUGCUUCACGUGCGAGGACAAAACAUCCCCCACGCUCGGUCCGGGUGCCAUCGCUGGCAAUUGUUCCACCCCCGCGAGCUCCAAGAUGGCCACCUCCGCUGCUGCCGGAGGAGCCAUUGACGAAAAUAAAUUUUCCCACGUUUCGAUGACUAAUGAUUUUAGGAAUUUAUUCUACAGCCGACAGGAAGCAGUUGCUCAGCAUAAUUUGCUGCAACAGCAACAGCAGCAGCUCCUGAAGCCUCUUCAACCGUUGCAACCGUCGCAACAGAUGAACCUCCAACCGACGUCCAAUGCUUCGGGCCAGGUUCCGUUUUUCGCCAACAAUCGCUUCAACUAUGGCAACAACUACAACACCAUGGUGGCUUCAUCAGUGUCGGCCACCGAAACCACCAUGGCCGCUUACAACCAACCGCCGUUGGUCCUGAAGAACCAAACCGCCAACAAGGAGAACCUGUACUACGGUUACGGCGCAAUGCAACAGCAGCAGCAGCAACAGCUCCAACAGUGCCAACAGUUGCAACAACAGCAGCAGCAGCAACUUGCCCAAAACACCCAGGUCAAGUUUGCCUCAACCGCUGGCACGAACUCUUACGGAUCGGCACCGACCACCAUCAGCGUUGCCGCGAUGACCGCAGCUCUUGGGACCGGAACACCCGCCGCCUCCGCCUCUGCGUCAACCAACGCUGGGCAGCAGGACCAGGCUGCUGGCCAGACCACGGCUUCUGCGACCAUGACCAAACUGUACGAGCGCAGACAGCAACAGCAGCAGCAGCAACUUGCGUCGGGCUUACAAUACCUCAAUUGUAACAGCUUCGCGUACGAACUGUUGUCGGAGUUUUACGAGCCACCGAAGCCGGACACGCCACCGGCCAGGAAUAUCCCAUACUGGAUUGAUCCAAUCUGGACCAGCGAGUCGACCCCGGCCGAAAAGGAACCAACGACGGCUUCUUCGGAGGAACUCCUCAACAUUCCGAUGCCGGAGCUGAAGACGUACAACAAGCUGCCGAUCAUACUGACCCCGUAUGUCCUGUCACUGACGAAGAACUCGUCCUUUUCCUUCGAUCUUGAUAAGUCUAAGCAGAUUUAAAUUAGGAAUCGAGAUGUUCCUCACACCCACACACACACAACCCUCUCUCUCUCCUGCGUCUGGAUCUAUUCGCAACGUACGAAAAGGAAAAAGGACAUCACGGAACACAAGGACAGGACACUUUCUCCCUCUCCCCCGUUUCAAGUGCUUAUCUUGAUCAAUCAACUUCACAUCACUGUGACCGUUUGUUUUCUUAUUGAUGUUAACUCUCAGGAUCUUGUUUUCUACUCUCUUUUUUUUAUUUGACACGUUGAACGUUCUUUACUGUAGUUUGUUAAGUGCCGUGUGUAGGAGUUUAUUAUGAGUAUAUUGUACGGAUGCUUUCGCCCGCGCCGUUUAGAUAGGGUAUUUAAUUGAUGAUAUGAUUAUUAGUUUUAUAAAAUAUUCAAACAAAAAAAAAUUAAAAGAAAAACAAUGCUAAGGAUUGUGAGCCAAACCAUAA
Culex quinquefasciatus (southern house mosquito) is the source of this 4609-nucleotide messenger RNA. RefSeq names its product meiosis regulator and mRNA stability factor 1 (gene Marf1). Gene Ontology annotation, molecular function: transcription cis-regulatory region binding. The transcript has 11 exons. Gene Ontology annotation, biological process: regulation of transcription by RNA polymerase II. Gene Ontology annotation, cellular component: nucleus. Lineage: Eukaryota; Metazoa; Arthropoda; Insecta; Diptera; Culicidae. The record is from RefSeq and is a predicted model, not a curated record. The coding region runs from base 259 to 4167 and encodes 1302 amino acids.